Molecule: messenger RNA, 962 nt
Organism: Dioscorea cayenensis subsp. rotundata (Guinea yam)
Lineage: Eukaryota; Viridiplantae; Streptophyta; Magnoliopsida; Dioscoreales; Dioscoreaceae
Product: calcium uniporter protein 2, mitochondrial-like
Exons: 2
Coding region: 198-926 (242 amino acids)
Biological process (GO): mitochondrial calcium ion homeostasis; calcium import into the mitochondrion
Cellular component (GO): uniplex complex; mitochondrial inner membrane
Molecular function (GO): uniporter activity; calcium channel activity
Source: RefSeq, a predicted model, not a curated record
AACCCUCUCACACUCUUCGAUUCAUCUUCAACCUCGGCUCCCAAUGUCUCUCCGGAAAGCCUUGACCCAUCGCUUCAGCAGCCUCACAAGGGCCUCAGCUUCACGAUCUCAGAUCCGCCCGCCAGUUCCCAGUCCGGAGACUGAUCGCCGCCGCCACUCCUCCUCGGCGAGUAGCGUUGCCAGUCGGUGAUGAGCUGAUGGAACGGUUAAAGGGGAUGAAUCGGGACAGGAUUCGGCUUGAGGGAAUGGUGAGGCCGGCGGCGGUAUCGGUUGAGGAGGCGAAGAAGGUAUUGAGGGCGUGGGAGAUGGAAUCGGUUCGAUCGAGGCUGAGAGGGAUGGCGAGUUCUAGGGUUUCGUAUUCGGAGUUCUUGCGCAUCUGCGGGGAAUCAGCGGGGUUCGAUCGGGGCCUGGAGAUCGCCAGGGAUCUCGAUGAGUCCGGCGCCGUCAUCAUUUUGGGCGGCCUCGUCUUUCUCCGCCCCGAUGAGGUUGCAAAAGCCAUAGAAAGAGUGCUGCCAGUGAAGAACGAGAGUGAGAACAAAGAGCUAAAGGAGAUGGAGAAGAAGAAGGCAGAGAUGGAGGAGAAAGCAGAGGCAGAGGUGAGGAGGGAGUUAUGGGCAGGGUUAGGUCUUCUGGUGAUGCAGACUGUUGGUUUCAUGAGGCUCACUUUCUGGGAACUCACAUGGGAUGUUAUGGAACCCAUUUGCUUCUUCUUCACCUCCACUUACUUCAUGGCUGGUUAUGCCUUCUUUCUUAGUACCUCCAAAGAACCUUCUUUUCAGGCCAUUUUCCAGUCUCGUUUUGAGGCUAAGAUGGAGCGUCUAAUGAAACUUCAUCACUUUGAUGUUAAACGCUUCAAUCAUUUGAGAAUGGUAGUUUCUUCAUCAUCCUCAUUUGAUUCUCAUCAUGCUGAUAAUCCUUGUUGUUGACAGUAUUAAUUUGUUACUCUUUCAGUGUUUUUUUCU